Acaulospora colombiana is the source of this 1444-nucleotide messenger RNA. NCBI's taxonomy places the organism in Eukaryota, Fungi, Glomeromycota, Glomeromycetes, Diversisporales, Acaulosporaceae. The record is from the annotation of a GenBank genome assembly.
AUGUCGCUUGACAGAGAAGUAUUAGCUUUACGACAGGAAGUGGAGAACAUUCAACUUCAGAAUGCCUCGCUUCGAGAACAUCUUGAACGCGCUCAUAAAGAAAACAUAUCUUUGGCUGAUGACAACAAUUUUCUUCGCAAAAAGAAUUCUUCCCUUCAGCAAGAAAUCACCAGCGAUCGAAAUGAAUACACUCGAAUCGAGACCGAGUUUUAUAAUCAAGAGCAGGAGAUAGAAAGGCUGAAGAAAGAAAAUAUCGGUUUCCUGAAAAAUAAGCGCGAGGCCGAAAGAAAAUUAAGGGAAGAGAUACAAGCAUUUGAGAAUGACAAGAUUUUAUGGCAGGAGCGGGAAUCAGAAUUAAAUGACCGCAUCAAAGCACUUCAAAUGACUGUUAAUGCCCUUGAUCAACAAAACGAACAAGCCGCUCAAAAGAAAAGUGAUGAUAAUUCUACGUCGGCGGCUUCUGCUACAAAUGGUUCUCAUUAUAACGCCGUUCGCGAGGCCAAAAAUGCCCAGCGAACAAUAAAAGAGCUUGAAAGGCGCCUUAAUGAAUUGACCGCUGAGAUUGAAAAUGCCAAGCAGGCAACUACCGAAUCCAUGAAUCUAAACAAGAGUCAUGUUCGCAGAAUUCAUUCACUAGAGACUGAGCUAUCCCAGGUGAAAAACAUGAAUCAAUCGCUGAUGGAAGAGAAUGAGGGAUAUAGAUUUUUGUUGGGAGAAAAGACCAUGAAAGGUGAAUUUAUGUUGAUCCCCAUCAUGAAAAACAAUGAAAAGUCCGAAAGGAAAAUUGUGGACCCGCCCAUAAAGGUAACAAGCCGUACGAACAAGGGUGACGGUUCCCUUCUUGACGUCGACAUCUCGGCCAUUGUUAAGAAGAAACCGCUUAGUAAUGAUUUGGCCGCAGAAAUAAAUCGCGCUUCUACCCUCAGGGAAACUCUCUUGGGCGAACGUGUAUACAAAGAAAGCGAUCACACCGUGAUCGAAAUCUCGGCAGUUCACUACACGGAGUUGAUGGAUGAGAUCAAGUCACUCAAGGACGCUAAUAAAUCAAUGACCCUCUAUAUUCAAAAGAUUCUAAAUCGCAUCUUGGAGGCAAAAGGGUUUGAAGAAAUUUUGUCCACCGAUUGGUCCGCGAGGACCGCUUGUUCAAGUCCCACCUCUCCCACGGCGACUGAAUUCCCAUUCUCCGAUAAUUCGAGUUCCAAGAAAAUGGGACGCCGUAGGACGGUGUCCGGGUACAAUCCAUUCUCUGGACAUUUCCGAAGCAACUCUCAACCCGCCAGCGUCGCAGAAAGUAAGAUAAUAUCAGAGGAGCCAGAGCACCCAUCUGAUGAUAAGAAGGAAAGUGAAGACGACGAAAAUAAGGAUUCUCUUUCGGUCACCGAUGCAUCUAAAAGACCACCAGCUCAACGAAGAGCUUCGGUCUCCACCUCCAGGAAACGUCUCA